This is a messenger RNA of Capsicum annuum, 1364 nucleotides long. Its product is annotated as chaperone protein dnaJ 6. The transcript has 8 exons. Bases 263 to 1120 code for a protein of 285 amino acids. The record is from RefSeq and is a predicted model, not a curated record. Lineage: Eukaryota; Viridiplantae; Streptophyta; Magnoliopsida; Solanales; Solanaceae.
UUUUUAUCACAUAACAAUAAUUUUUACCUUUCAAUUAAACAAUAAUGACGAUAAUAAAUAGCACCGGGCUGUGACAUAUAGCGAAAGUCUUAGUACUUAACCCUCCAUAAAUCUCUGGCGGGAACUGAAAGACCUUUAGGAUGAAUAUGGCGGGAAUCCUUCCCCUAUAUAAAUAGCCUAAUUCACAAUCAAAUCAAUUCAAUAUUAUCAAUUCUCCUUUACCGUGCACAAUUAGGUUAAGCAUCUUCUUCAGGUUUGCCUUAUGGGAAAGGGAAAGAAGAAAGCUAGGGUUCCGGUGGAUGAUUCCGAAGAAGAAGACGUAGAAAUGAAGGAAAAUGAAGGGGAUUUGAACGAUUCUUCCUCGAACGAGAAGAGUCUUUACGAGAUUCUUGGGGUCGAAACAACAGCAUCACAGCAGGAAAUAAAGAAGGCAUAUUACAAGUUGGCUUUGCGACUUCAUCCUGAUAAGAAUCCUGAUGACGAGGAAGCAAAAGAGAAAUUUCAGCAGUUGCAAAAGGUGAUAUCAAUACUUGGUGAUGAGGAGAAACGAGCACUUUAUGAUCAGACUGGCUGUGUUGAUGAUGAUGACCUGGCAGGAGAUGUUGAAAAUUUGAAGGAGUUUUUCCGAGCUAUGCAUCCAAAGAUAACCGAGGCUGAUAUUGAAAAGUUUGAAGCAAAUUAUAGAGGAUCUGAGUCGGAGAGGACAGACUUGAUUGAUCUAUACAAGAAGUACAAGGGUAAAAUGACGAGGCUCUUUUGCUCCAUGAUUUGCUCCGAUACCAAAUUAGAUUCACACCGCUUCAAAGAUAUUCUGGAUGAGGCUAUAGCAGCAGGGGAGAUAAAGUCAACCAAAGCAUAUGAGAAAUGGGCAAAGGAGGUGUCCGAAACAAAACCACCUACAAGCCCGUUGAGACGUAGGCAAAAGGCAAAGAAAGAAUCAGAGGAUUUGUAUGCUAUUAUUUCUCAGCGUCAAAAUGAACGGAGGGGAAAAAUGAAUUCUAUGUUCUCAUCUUUGGUUAACAAAUACGGUGGGGAUCCAUCUGCGACAGAGCCAAGCGAGGAAGAAUUCGAAGCUGCUCGAAGGAAAGUGGAGAGCAGGAAGCAAUCUAAACGAAAGUAACUGAACUGUUAUUCAACCUACACCAUACUGCAAAAAGUUGUUUACGCUUGGCCAUUAUGUAUUAGGUUGUGCUUCUUUGCUUGAUGUAUAUUGUGUGUCAUAGUGAUAGUAAGUGUGGAUCCUUUGUUUAUUUCGACUCUAUUAUGUCUUGAAUUGUACUGUUACUGUGGCUGGAAAAACAAACCUGAAUUACCUUCUUGAUUUGUUUGAGGAAUUAAUGAGCAAAGGGGCAUGUGUGUGGGUA